This is a messenger RNA of Branchiostoma belcheri (Belcher's lancelet), 1273 nucleotides long. RefSeq names its product chordin-like protein 1. NCBI's taxonomy places the organism in Eukaryota, Metazoa, Chordata, Leptocardii, Amphioxiformes, Branchiostomatidae. The record is from RefSeq and is a predicted model, not a curated record. The transcript has 3 exons. The coding region runs from base 19 to 522 and encodes 167 amino acids.
GGUGAGGCUGAAACACUUAUGACAACAGAAGGUCCUGUAAUUCUCAACGGAGAAACGCCAGAACAAGCCAUCUUGGAAAGUCCGCCAAAAUCGCGUGGUAGAGACGAGAAAAAGGGCACGAAGAGACACGGGACGAAGCCGUGCCUGAAGAGAAGAGAGACACACCUGGUGUACUCGUACCAGCCUCAGCCUGAACAUGACACACAGUCUCACAAGUACGCACUGGAAAAUGUUAAACAGGAGAUGGUGGAACUACAUGUAUGGGAGGUUAUACAAGGAAUCAUCCGAAUCUUUAAGAUUGUGAGGCUGACAACUAAGGAGUUUGAAGAAAUCCAGAAGAAUGACAAACAGGGCCAAUAUAAACUACUAGGAGCUACUGCAGAGAGUCGAGUGAGAAAACUGAAACGGCGUGAGACCAACCUUCAGGACAUGUGCACCAACAACUGUAAGGAGAGGAUAGGCAACCUCUUCAAGAUCCUCAAAAUUAAAGACACUUCCAAGAGAAACAAGUGCAAGAAUUAAAUACUCGAGUGUGUAUAUUGGAGAUAUCCCCAACACUGUUUAUCAAUGCUAUGGAUGGAAAUAUACAUGACAUUUAGAUAGACUUGGGGCAAAAGCCAUGAAAAUUGCCAUUUUGUCCCCAAAUCUUCCAAUGUGACUGUAAUUCCACAUUGGAAUAUAAUAUUGACUAAGUGAUUUGCAAAACAUGGUGUAGAUAUUUCUGUUGGAUCUGCAUUUGUAACUUUUUGCUAGCAUUAUUGUAAAAACACUGGCAUAUAUAUCACAAUCUAACCAGGCAGCUUUAGAACAUAAGAUACUUUUGACAGUAUAAAAAAAAAAAAAUAUGCCAAAUAAUUCAUCCAUGUAGUUUUAGCCUAGGUAAAAUACAUAUUUGAGAGCCAGAACUAAUAAUGAAAUGACACUAUCCAGUACAUACACUCCAAGCAAAGUAGAGACAACAUUCCUAUAUUAUUCAAUUUUGAACAAGAACCUACUUUCCACUACUAGUAUACUGUUUCUCUGUUACAAGUUAUGACAUUGAGCAUUGUAAUAUUCAAAUGUAAAGUUCACAUAUUAUAUGUCAACAUUUCUAAAGCAGGAGAAUACAGGGUGUGAUGUAUAAGCUAGUUCAUGGUUUAAACUUCGCAUGCACAGUGGAAUGUUUUAUGGGCCUUAUAGUCAAAUUUCAAAGCCCCUGAGACGCAAACAAAGCAUGUCUGUAUCAAGUAUGGUCUUAAGAAAAGUUUUGGGCCUUUACCUUGGACAUCAUGCA